Molecule: messenger RNA, 2822 nt
Organism: Mustela erminea (ermine)
Lineage: Eukaryota; Metazoa; Chordata; Mammalia; Carnivora; Mustelidae
Gene: CXXC5
Product: CXXC finger protein 5
Exons: 3
Coding region: 855-1811 (318 amino acids)
Cellular component (GO): nucleus
Molecular function (GO): zinc ion binding; methyl-CpG binding
Source: RefSeq, a predicted model, not a curated record
CAACGUGGGGCUCAAACUCCCCACCCUGAGAUCAAAAGUUCCACGUUCCACUGCGUGCUGUCCCGACAGAGCUGGCCGGGCUCCCCUCUUCCUCUUUUCUUAAGAACUAUUUCAGGCUCAUGUCCCCUUUGGUAACCUCCCCUCCCUUUAAGUCACAGGCUAACAGUUCCUUCCUCCAGAAAGGCCCCCAGUGCUCCAUUUGGUCGCCUUCCCGCGCUCAUUUCAUAUUGGUUCAUGUGACCAUUGGCCCAGCCCUUGUGUGCUCCUUCCCGGGCAGUGCCCAGUCCGAAUCCUCCACUGUCUCCCCAGUACUGCAGGGCGUGGGGCUGCUGUUGGUUAAUCAGGAGGAGGGGGCGUGUGCAACCUGAACAUCUAGAAAUCUCACGGUGGGCCACCUGUGUGCAUGUCUGUGUGUGGACAUCCCUCCCCCCCCACCCCCAGGCCUCUUCCCCCACUGCUGUCUGGCCUGAAGGACUCAGGCUCUGUCUGGGGGGUGUGUCCUGGUUCCCCUGGGGCUCAGGGUGGAGUGAGGGCAUUACCAUCACCUCUGGUGACCUCAUUGACAGCUGGUAUUAUGACGUCGCUGGCCCAGCAUUCCGGGUUCCUGCCUGGGCAUCUCCAAGCCCCCCAGGUGAAGACACUCCCCUGGGGUCUGUGACAACUCGCCCCCCCAUCCACAUAAAGAGUGAAGACCCUUCCACGUGGACAGCAGACCAUGUGCCUGCCCUGAGCAGCAGGGCCCACUAGGCAUCGCGGUUGUGGGCAGCCGGGCCGGCGCUCGUCCGUGGACCCCCCCCCCCCCACAGUUGGCAGCCCCCCGCCCCGAGCAGUGGGCUCUGGGCCUCGGCCCCACCAUGUCGAGCCUUGGCAGUAGCCCCCAGGACAGUGGUGGCAGCAGCAGCAGCAGCAACACCGGUGGCGGCAGUGGCCCCAAGGCAGGAGGGGCCGACAAGAGCGCAGCGGUGGCCGCAGCCGCGCCAGCCUCAGUGGCCGCAGAGGAUGCGCCGCCCCCCGAGCGUCGGAACAAGAGCGGCAUCAUCAGCGAACCCCUCAACAAGAGCCUGCGCCGCUCCCGCCCUCUCUCCCACUACUCCUCCUUUGGGGGCAGUGGUGGCAGCGGCGGCAGCAUGAUGGGCAGCGAGGCCGCCGAGAAGGCUGCCGCCGCGGCCGCGGCCGCCUCCCUGUUGGCCAACGGGCACGACCUGGCAGCAGCCAUGGCCGUGGACAAAAGCAACCCUACCUCAAAGCACAAAAGUGGUGCUGUGGCCAGCCUGCUGAGCAAGGCAGAACGGGCCACGGAGCUGGCAGCCGAGGGACAGCUGACGCUGCAGCAGUUCGCGCAGUCCACGGAGAUGCUGAAGCGCGUGGUGCAGGAGCACCUUCCGCUGAUGAGCGAGGCGGGUGCAGGCCUGCCCGACAUGGAGGCCGUGGCAGGUGCCGAGGCCCUCAACGGCCAGUCCGACUUCCCCUACCUGGGCGCCUUCCCCAUCAACCCGGGCCUCUUCAUCAUGACCCCGGCCGGCGUGUUCCUGGCCGAGAGCGCGCUGCACAUGGCCGGCCUGGCCGAGUACCCCAUGCAGGGAGAGCUGGCCUCCGCCAUCAGCUCGGGCAAGAAGAAGCGGAAACGCUGCGGCAUGUGCGCGCCCUGCCGGCGACGCAUCAACUGCGAGCAGUGCAGCAGUUGUAGGAACCGAAAGACUGGCCAUCAGAUUUGCAAAUUCAGAAAAUGUGAGGAACUCAAAAAGAAGCCUUCCGCUGCUCUGGAGAAGGUGAUGCUUCCGACGGGAGCUGCCUUCCGGUGGUUUCAGUGACGGCGGUGGGAACCCAAAGCUGCCCUCUCCGUGCAAUGUCACUGCUCGUGUGGUCUCCGGCAAGGGAUUCGGGCGAAGACAAACGGAUGCACCCGUCUUUAGAACCAAAAAUAUUCUCUCACAGAUUUCAUUCCUGUUUUUAUAUAUAUAUUUUUUGUUGUCGUUUUAACAUCUCCACGUCCCUAGUAUAAAAAGAAAAAGGAAAAAAAAAUUUAACUGCUUUUUCGGAAGAACAACAACAACAACAAAAAAGAGGUAGAGACGAAUCUAUAAAGUACCGAGACUUCCUGGGCAAAGAAUGGACAAUCAGUUUCCUUCCUGUGUCGAUGUCGAUGUUGUCUGUGCAGGAGAUGCGGUUUUUGUGUAGAGAAUGUAAAUUUUCUGUAACCUUUUGAAAUCUAGUUACUAAUAAGCACUACUGUAAUUUAGCACAGUUUAACUCCACCCUCAUUUAAACUUCCUUUGAUUCUUUCCGACCAUGAAAUAGUGCAUAGUUUGCCUGGAGAAUCCACUCACGUUUAUAAAGAGAAUGUCGAUGGCGCCGUACCGAAGUCCCUCUGUAUCCAUCCACGCGUGCAGAGCUGCAGCCAGGAGCUCGCGGGGGGGCGGGAGGGAGGUGGUGGGGAGAGCAGCCCACCCACUCCCGGGCCGCCUACGCUGUACUCCUGGUCCCCAGAACGGGAUCCCCACCCCGACAAUGAUGAUUUUGCGAAAAUGAAAGUUCUGUUCCUUUCUCCAUUGAGAUCUGGGGAGCCCAUGUCUCGAUAUUUCUGAUCCUGGCUACUGCCCUUAGAGAAAAUAAGUCCUUUUUUUCUGGCCUUGCUGAUGGCCAUAGAAGAAAGGGCUUCUUCGCGUGGCCCCCUGCCGGUGGGUAUGGGUGCCCCGGGGGGCCCCCUGCUGCCUGGGCCCCCUUGCCCACGGCCAGCUUCCUGCUGAUGAACAUGCUGUUUGUAUUGUUUUAGGAAACCAGGCUGUUUUGUGAAUAAAACGAAUGCAUGUUUGUGUCACGAA